Eriocheir sinensis (Chinese mitten crab) is the source of this 4526-nucleotide messenger RNA. It is a transcript of the gene Np, whose product is annotated as serine proteinase stubble-like. Gene Ontology annotation, molecular function: serine-type endopeptidase activity. The transcript is spliced from 11 exons. Gene Ontology annotation, biological process: proteolysis. The coding region runs from base 624 to 3347 and encodes 907 amino acids. NCBI's taxonomy places the organism in Eukaryota, Metazoa, Arthropoda, Malacostraca, Decapoda, Varunidae. The record is from RefSeq and is a predicted model, not a curated record.
UUGUGGACUUUCCAGAGCACAUAGGAGGAGGAAGAGGAGGGGGAGGGGGAGUAAGAAGAGGAGGGGGUAGGAGGAGGAAUGGCUGGAUGAAGAUUCUCAGCCACACUGCCACGACGGUCGGUGGUUCUUGUUCUCCAGUCAGCGGUGAGACUUCGUGUGGGUCGGGUGUGCUGCCUCGCGUCUCUCCCUCCACUCUCUCUCUCUCACUCCAUCACUGGCUCACACGCGACUCAGGAGUGACAGACAGACUAACGAAACUUUAACGUCCCUACCUCAAGAAACUAAGGGAGAGAGAGAGGGAGAAAAUAUAUAAAGAAAAGGUGGAAGCCAAAGAAAAUUAUUAACGUGGAAUAACACACAAGAGCGACAGAGAAAAGGAAAGACAGAAAGAAAAAUCACACCAUAUUUACUUUGACUUUGGAACAUUUUACUAAGCGUGUUUUUUCAUGUGUGAAGACAAGAAGUGUUUGUACAUGCGCCUGUGUAUGUGUGUUUGUCGAGUAUGAGAAGAGUACUCUCCUAGAACACACACACACACACACACACACACACACACACACGCACACACACACACACACACACGCAGGAUCGUCGACCCCAAAAGGUCGCCGCUCCCCGCCAGGAUGCUCCCCCCUCUCGGCAGGUCACGCGGCCUGCUCACCCUGGCCGGCCUGCUACUGUGUGUGUCCCUGACCGUGGCCUACCCCUACGCCCUCCUCCGAGGUAGUCGAUACGGCUACUCGCGGAACAUCAACCCGAGCAAAUGCUACAUCGGCAAGGAGAGGGGCGUGUGUAUGUUCGCCUGGAAUUGCAUGAAGGCCAACGGGACUCACCUGGGCACGUGUAUGGACAGCUUCUACUUCGGGUCGUGCUGUAAGCUGCAACACAUGCCAGACACCGACGAAAUCCCGGAUGACGUUUCCAAUCAAUUGACGAAUGAAAUCAAGCCUCUUAGUCCCUCUCCAGACGGUGACGAGAAGCAAGACGAUGAUGUGAUAACGCAAGGAGAGGCACAAGAUGAUAGCAGUGAAAGCAGUGUUAACGGAGAAGGAGCAGGAUUAGGAGAAGGAGGAGGAGGAGGAGGAGGAGGAGAAGAGGUAACAACGCUUGGAUCGGUGGGACAGGAGAUCCAGAGUGAUGGCAGUGAUGCGGGAUAUCUUACCCCUGAAAUUGUUCCACCAGGAGGAGGAGGAGAAGCAGGAAGUGUAGAGACCAGCGAUGAGAAGAAACCCCAACAAGAUGACGGAGAGGCAGCAGGAGGAGAAGCAGUCAUCGGAGAGACAGAGACAAGCGGGGAGAAGGAGAGUGGUGAGAAAGUAACCAACGAUGAGGCGGGAAGCCGCAACGAGACAACGGAGGCACCAGAAAUCUUCCCGUCGGAGCCCUUCGUGCCCACCAGCAUGCGCCCCGGUCAAGGAGAGAAGCCAGACCAGCCGACAGGAGCCGCCGACGAUGGAGAGGAGGCGGCUGCGGGGACGGAGGAUAGCGUGGCUGCAGAUCCUUCGCCAUCCACCAGUUCCCCUCUGCCCACAACCCUUCUCGCUGAACAGAGUGGAAGUGCUGAAGAAGACGCUGGAGGAGUCACCGAAGUAGCUACAGAGAGGCCCACUGAGGCAGGAGCUUCGGGAGUAACUGAAGGAAUCGUAGGGGUGACUGAAGACGAUUCUGAAGGAGUGACUGAAGGAGCUACUGUAGAAGUCACUGAUCAAGUUACAACAAGAGUCACUGAAGGGAUCCCUGCAGGAGAUGAGGAGGCAGGCACCACUGAGACCCCAGGCACCCAGACACCAUCUAGCGGCGAGGAAGACGACACUGGAGGCCCAACCGAAGCACCGGGGUCAAUAGAGGACACCGAAGACGACUCCACGACUUCGACUCCUGUAAAUAUCUACACCCCGGCGCCGGUAGGAGCUCCGGGAACAGAACAAACAGACCAGGACACAACAGAGUCACCCUUGGCACAGACCACACUGAGGGAGGACGAGAGCUCACAGGAGACGACGGAAGAAAUCAUAACGACCAUCAGGACCCCAGUGGACGACCUCACCACCAUCGUAUCAACUGGACCCUCCGCUACGACCUUGAGUCCCACUUCUGGGGAGGUGGACACAACCAUCUCCUCAGUGUCCACUCAAGAGACGACCAUCCAGAGUGUUCCCCCCAGCACAAUCAUCCCCGUUGGCUCAUCAUCGGAGGAGGACACAUCGUCACCAGUAACCUCACCCUCAACGACCCCGCAAGAAACCACCACAACGGAGCCAUCGACAACUAGAGGCAUUCCUAUCGUCUUCCCGGGACCGUCCGCCGCCGAUGUGACCACAGAACUGCCUGAGGACACUGAGAGAACACCUAUACCGACCACCAUGAGGCCUUUGGUAGUACGGCCGGUCACUAAGCCAUCCACGACCACCACGAUCACCACGACCACCGCGCAGGACAGCUCAGAGGUGGAAGGGACGGAGAAACCAACCCCAGAGACUGGUAGUGGCGAGUCAUCCACCACCACCACCCAGAAGACACCGACGACCACGGAGCAGCCGACGGACGAGUUGCUGGAGAAACUGAAGAAUGCCGCCAGCACGGAGAUCUGCGGCAAGCCCGUCUACCCCACCAAGAGGAUCGUGGGAGGCAACGAGGCGACCUUCGGGGAGUGGCCGUGGCAGGUGUCCCUCAGGCAAUGGCGACACGUGACCUUCCUGCAUAAGUGCGGCGCCGCGCUGGUCAACAGGAACUGGGCCAUCACUGCCGCCCACUGCGUCGAGAACGUCCAGCCAGAACAGCUCUUGGUUCGUCUCGGGGAGUUCGACCUCGAGACAUCCGAUGAGCCGUACCCGUUCGUGGAGAGGAAGGUUCAGAUCGUCGCCUCACACCCCAAGUUCGAACCCAGGACCUUCGAAUACGAUCUGGCUCUCCUUAGGUUUGACGAGCCGAUCGACUACCAACCCAACAUCAUCCCAAUCUGCAUCCCCCAAGACGACUACAACUUCCUCAACGACACUGGCUACGUCACGGGCUGGGGACGACUAUACGAAGACGGGCCCCUCCACUCCAAGAUGCAGAAGGUGGCGCUGCCCGUGGUAAGCAAUGGGGAGUGUGUUCGGAUGUUCCUGAGGCGCGGAGGCAUCGUCAGCAUCCCGAGAAUCAUGCUGUGUGCCGGCUAUGCGGAGGGGGAGAGGGACGCCUGCGAGGGUGAUUCCGGUGGUCCCUUGGUGAUUCAGAGGAGGGGUCGCUGGAGACUGGCUGGCGUCAUCUCGUGGGGCAUCGGCUGUGCUCUCCCCAACCAGCCCGGCGUCUACACCAGAAUAUCAGAGUUCAGAGAAUGGGUCGAUAAGAUUGUGGUGUUUUAGAGAUCGGUUCAUAUUCCUGAUUAUUACGACUGCUGCUCCUUCUCUGAUGGGUCGAUAGUAUUACAGCAAUGACUAUUAUUAUUAUUAUUACUGUUUGCUUUUUUCGUUUAUUAUUAUUAUUUUUUUUUAGUGUUAUUAUGUUUUUAAGUUGCGAUUGUGAUUUUGUGAUUUUGUGAUUUUGUGAUGUUUUCUUCCUUUUUUUUGUUUUGUUUUUGGUUUGAUUUUUUUUUCUUGGUUUCCUUAUUUAUGUAUUUAUUUAGUCCAGUAUUUAUUUUUCUAUGUAGGCUCACUUCUUUGUUUCUGCCUAAUAUCUCUCUCUCUCUCUCUCUCUCUCUCUCUCUCUCUCUCUCUCUCUCUCUCUCUUAUACUGUUUAAUAGCCAAGAAGAUGAAUCCUGUUAUGUUAGGUAGUAGCUGUUGUUGUUUUCUGUUAUUGUUGUUAAUAAUGUUAUUCUCAUCUUAUUUAUUACCCCAUUUAAUUGGUGAUAAUCAUAUUGCGACCGCGUGCGUGCGUGACUGACAUUCAUUAGGAGAUUUUGAUACAUUUUGAAAAGCAUAAAAAAUCUAAUUCCUGGUAAAAUAGUUCUUGUUUCUAUAUUACUAAAUAGAAAAUUACAUAUACAUAAAUAGAUAAUUAACUUUAUAUAAAUGGAUAAAAACCAAUUUAUUUAAUCUUACGGUUCCCCCAAAAAUUGUAUAAAAUGAUAUAUUCUCACUUUACUGGGAAACAAUUAAAUAUUCUCAAAGUAUUGAAAAAAAUAUUAUGUCUUAUGAGGAAGGAACGCGAUGCUCACUUGUUAUUCCUCUUAUUUUAUGCAAGGCGAUCCUCUUUUGUUUCCAGGGAUGGGAGCAUUCGUCCCCUUAUGACAUAGGCAUUAUGAUACUACAGGUCUCGUUUAUGUUUUUGUUUUAUGUGUGUGUGUGUGUGUGUGGGUGGGUGGGUGUGUGUUCUCUCGGUUUAAAAGCAUAUAAGAAGAAAAAAAAUGAAAACUGUUUGAACAGGAUGUGAUAGUUUAAACAUUCGUUCAUGUUUGUGGGUGUGUUUGUGUGUAGCUACGGGUGCGAUUGUGCGUGUUUGAGAUUUUUUGUUUGUUUGUUUGUGUUGCGUCAUUCUUGUCAUCGCUUAUUUUUCUCUUAUCAUUUUGUUCAUUCUCAUCACAAUAAACGGGAGGAAAGAUGAA